UGUGGUGGUGGCAAUCGCUUCAAAGGGCGGUUUACGUUUGGGCUUGUGGGGUGGUGGACAGGUUGCGGGGCAGCCGCUGGUCAAACUUGGCACGUGUCAACCUUAGAGAGUUACAGUAAUGGGCUAAAUUGGGCCUCAAAACAAAAGAGCCCAACCGCAAACUGCUUCACAGGGCCGCUUCGUCCGUUUCAACAUCAGACCAGUGACAGUGUAAGGUGGGCACAUCUCUGCGUUCUUCUCGGAUUCAUAUAGCUUGGCUCCACGUGCAUCGGCUCGAGUUCCCAUGUCGUAGUAAUAAUAGUUAAGCUGAGAGAUCCGGCCCUCCACGGCUGAGCCCUCCUCUCCCCGCUCCACUUCCUGUGAGAAGAGUCUUGCAGUUGGACUUGCAGGGGCAAAGGGUUAAGCUCGGAAGAACGGAGGCCGACGGCGAUAGCCCUCUCUUUCUCCCUUGUCUUACUCAUUAAGAAGCUGAUCCAAGAGAGCGACGGCAACUGCGGAGGAGGAGGUGAGUAUGGGGGACAAGGCGGUGGUGGUAGGAGUUGUGGACGACAUUGGGGAGGGAAUGCAAUGCAUGGAUCACCCUUACCGUAGCAACACCGGUGGCGUGUGCGCCUUCUGCCUGCAGGAGAAGCUGGGCAAGCUGGUGUCCUCCUCCAAGUCCAGCCCCUUCUUCUCCCUCCAGCCUCCUCCUUUCUCCUCUUCCUCCUCCCCCACCUCCUUCAGCUCCGACGCCGGAGUCGUCGUUGGCGACGCUCUAGGGAUCGGCUCCGGCCACUCACGGACCGGUCCCGCCGGCGCUGGGCGUAGGACCAAGUUCUCCUUUCUGGCCGCCAGCCACAGAGAGAAGAAGAAGAAGAAGAACGGGUGCGCCGGCGGCGGCUAUGGGAGUGGCGGAAGGAAGGUGAUGGCCUCGAUCGCCACCACGACUAACGUUGCGGCUGAUACUGCCUCCGCGUGUGACGACACCGGCGUUGUUCUGAAGCGGAGCAAGUCUGUGGAACCGAGAAUGGCUGGAGGCCUGAUGCAGGGCGGUGGUGGCAGCGGUACUGCAGACGCCGUCGUGGCGGAUAGCCCUAGGAAAAAGAGCUUCUGGUCGUUCCUCUAUCUCUCAUCCGCCUCUUCCACCUACACUUCUUCGGCCGCUAACAACUGCGGUAACAGCGGCAACGUCUACAGAAGGAGAUCUACCUCCUCCUCAGUCGAGGGAGGUGGCAGAGACAUCACUAACAAGCAGCAGCAGCAGCAAACCAGUUCAGCAACAGCCGCCGCCAGGGAAGGUGGAAACAGCGGGGAGGAGGCGGAGAGCCCGAGCGGCAGCCAAGCAUCGUCCUCGCUGGGGAGGAAGGUGGCCAGGUCCAGAUCGGUAGGCUGCGGCAGCAGGAGCUUUUCGGGGGACUUCCUGGAGCGCAUUUCCACCGGCUUCGGCGACUGCACCCUCAGGAGAGCCGAGUCCCAUCGCGAGGCGAAGUCCAAGAUCGUCCUCCACCUGGACCAGCACCACAACAACGGGGAACAGCAGCAGCGGUCGGCGACGAAGGAGCGGGUCAAGUGCGGCGGCCUCUUCGGGGGGUUGGCGCUGACGUCGGCCGCGGCCGACGACGACUUCAAUAGCAACAGAAGGAUCUCGGCGGCCGCCGCCGCCGCGGCAGUGCACGGAAGCCGGACCAGGAGCUGGGUCUGGGCCUUCGCAAGCCCAAUGAGAGCCUUCAGGCCUUAUUCCUCCUCCUCCUCUAAACCCCUUCACGGCAUCAACAAAGCUUCUGCUGCGCCAGCAACCAACAUCAUCUCGUCCAUCAAUGCCAGCAACGACAUGUUUAACAAAGGGAACACCAAACUUCGCGGUAAUCCAUCGUCCCUUGCCAUCGAAAGCUAGUAAAGCUUCACAUGUCCCCUUCCUUCAUCACUAGAAUCUGCUCACCAGCCAUGUUAAUCAAUUUAUUCGGGUUCGUUUUAAGCUAAUAAUUACGUUCAAUUCGCAUGCAAAAAUGUUGUAGAAUUGUACCAUUUUAUCAUGGAAUAUGUACGUAGUGAUAUGAGGAGCCUCUUUCUCUGUUCUUUC
Molecule: messenger RNA, 2059 nt
Organism: Musa acuminata subsp. malaccensis (wild Malaysian banana)
Lineage: Eukaryota; Viridiplantae; Streptophyta; Magnoliopsida; Zingiberales; Musaceae
Source: RefSeq, a predicted model, not a curated record